GCGUAAAACUAGCACAUGCGCAGUGUCAUCCUCUCGAACAGUCUUUUCUAUGCUGAGUGUCCGACGACUAGCAUCCAAACGAGCAUCAACAUGCAGCUCUUCCUGCGUGCCCAGAACACUCACACUCUUGAGGUGACAGGAGAGGAGACUGUGGGCCAGAUUAAGGCUCAUGUCCAGACUCUGGAGGGUCUCCUUGUGGAGGAUCAGGUGGUCCUGCUUGCAGGUUGCCCACUUGAAGAUGAUGCCUCUCUUGCAUCAUGCGGCGUCUCUGAGCUCUGCACCUUGGAGAUCGCUGGCAGGCUUCUGGGAGGUAAGGUCCACGGCUCUCUGGCUCGUGCUGGCAAAGUGAGAGGCCAGACCCCCAAGGUGGACAAACAGGAGAAGAAGAAAAAGAAGACCGGCCGCGCCAAGCGUCGCAUUCAGUACAACCGACGCUUUGUCAAUGUGGUGCCCACCUUUGGCAAGAAGAAGGGACCCAAUGCCAACUCCUAAGAAGAGUGCGCCUUGACCAUACGGAUCAGUUUGCCAGAGUUGUAAUGUUUUCCUCUUGUUAAUAAAAACAUUUUACUCUGCAUACAA
Molecule: messenger RNA, 579 nt
Organism: Corythoichthys intestinalis (scribbled pipefish)
Lineage: Eukaryota; Metazoa; Chordata; Actinopteri; Syngnathiformes; Syngnathidae
Gene: faua
Product: FAU ubiquitin like and ribosomal protein S30 fusion a
Exons: 5
Coding region: 16-492 (158 amino acids)
Biological process (GO): translation
Cellular component (GO): ribosome; cytosolic small ribosomal subunit
Molecular function (GO): structural constituent of ribosome; protein binding
Source: RefSeq, a predicted model, not a curated record